Molecule: messenger RNA, 927 nt
Organism: Metarhizium album ARSEF 1941
Lineage: Eukaryota; Fungi; Ascomycota; Sordariomycetes; Hypocreales; Clavicipitaceae
Product: phospholipid methyltransferase
Exons: 2
Coding region: 1-927 (308 amino acids)
Source: RefSeq, a predicted model, not a curated record
AUGUCGCUGGUCGCUCAUAUCCAGCAGCUUUUCGAGUACCUCGUCGAGCCGUGGCUCAUCAUCGCCUCGUCAAUCUCCCACAUACCCAGUACCAUCUCCGGUCUCGUAUCCUCGGGCGACUAUGGCAAACUCUUGUCGCCGUCGGCCUUUGGCAGGGAGCUCUUUGGCAACCUCUGGGUGACGCUGGGUCCGGAAACAAAGGCGAACGCGGAGCCAGUCAUCGUUCCACUCCUCGAGGGCAAAGUCUCGGGCGCAAAAGUCCAUGACCACGUCGUAUCCACGCCUGUCCACGGGACGGUUCUCGAGGUCGGGGCUGGCAGCGGCAUGUGGGCGGACGUGCUGGCCCGCGUUCGCGAAAACGCUUCUUUUGGGACGGGCGAAAUGGGAGGACUGAGAAGCAGAAGGGCUGAGAGCGGAACAGGAGCAGGUCGAGGCGGCAUCACCAAGAUCUAUGGCAUUGAGCCGAACCCCAUUUCGGCGGCGGCUCUGCGCAAGCGCGUGAGGGAGGUCGGCUUGGGAGACGUGUACGAGGUGGUGCCCGUGGGCGUUGAGGACGUCACGAGCUCCACGGCGUGGGAGGGCACGAUUGAGCCGGGGAGCGUCGAUUGCAUCGUGGGGAUUCGGUGCAUGUGCAGCAUUCCGGACCCAAGGGAGAAUAUUGAGCGCUUGUACAAGCUGUUGAAGCCCGGCGGCACGUGGUAUGUUUUUGAGCACGUCAAGACGACCCGGGGCUUUCCCAUCAUGCCUCUCUAUCAGCGCUUUGUCAACUGUGUUUGGAUGUUCUUCAUGGGGCCGUGCCGGAUUUGUAGACCUACCGACCAGACGCUGCGCGACGUCGGCACAUGGAGCAAGUUUGACCUGGCAACUUCACCAGAUGAACCUCCUUACGCCGUUAUGCCUCAUGUCAUUGGAGUCUUGACCAAAUAA